This is a messenger RNA of Baudoinia panamericana UAMH 10762, 955 nucleotides long. RefSeq lists its product as uncharacterized. Bases 76 to 918 code for a protein of 280 amino acids. The transcript has 5 exons. Lineage: Eukaryota; Fungi; Ascomycota; Dothideomycetes; Mycosphaerellales; Teratosphaeriaceae. The record is from RefSeq and is a predicted model, not a curated record.
GCGGUAAACAAUCCAGAAAGAUACACUCCCGUAUUAACUUUUACAACACCUCUCUUAAAUCAAUAGACCACAGCGAUGGAAGGGAAGAACACGCAGUCUGGGUACCUCUUGGGCCGAUCAUCAUGGGAGAGCUGCAGGCUCAACCUCCAGCACUACCUGUUCAAGGAAGAUUUUGGCUACCUGCUCCAUCCAUCGGUAAACACCACCGAGAAGAGUCUCAUUGCAGACGUUGGCUGCGGCACGGCAAUCUGGCCCAUACAGCUAGCGAAGACUCUACCACCAUCGGUGGAGAUCCAUGGCUUCGACAUUGACCUCAAGCAAGCGCCUCCACCCCAGUGGCUGCCAGAUAAUCUGAAGCUGGAUACACUUGACGCUCUUGCCGAGAUACCCGAGCAUCUGCGAGGAAAGUAUGAUGUGGUCCACUUGCGGCUCUUCGUCUUUGUAGUUGAAAACGAUGACCCUAUGCCACUUAUCCGCAACAUGAUGACAAUGCUGAAACCCGGCGGCUAUCUGCAGUGGGAAGAGUAUGACCGGGAAGGAAGCAUUCUCAAGACCGCUAUUGCCGGGCAGUCUGUACAGUGCAUGGUGGCGGCUAUGAUGUUCCCUACCACGCUUAGCGCAGCGUCUCGCAGCCAGAAGUUGAGUGCCGGUUGGCCGUCCAGACUGGGGCAGCAUUUGCAAGAAGGCGGACUGCAGCUUGUUGCAGACGAGAAGAAGGUCGUGCCGGACGAGUACCUCGCGUAUCAGCAGGACGUCAAUAUGGUCUCACUCGAAGAGGUCAGCCGUGGCUGGGCGGAGGAGGAUGUCGCGAGGUUUGGAGACAUCUUCCAGGCGGCAGAGAAAGAACGUGCGAACGCGAGGAAAGGGAUUGCGUUCACAUUACGUCGCCGGCUGUGUGUUGCGAAGAAGCCUAUGUAGCUCUUCAUCAGAGGCUUCGUACAGCGGUUCCACCGAU